This is a messenger RNA of Cimex lectularius (bed bug), 537 nucleotides long. Its product is annotated as glycine-rich protein 5-like. The coding region runs from base 1 to 537 and encodes 178 amino acids. The transcript has a single exon. The record is from RefSeq and is a predicted model, not a curated record. Lineage: Eukaryota; Metazoa; Arthropoda; Insecta; Hemiptera; Cimicidae.
AUGGAUGAUGAUGGUGGAUGUGGCGGCGGCGGUGGCGGCGGCGGUGGCAGCAGAGGUGGAGCUGGAGGUUGCGGAGGCGGUACAGGAAAUGAAGGUGCUCCUGGGUGUACCGAAAGUCAACGUCGACACGCCAUAAAACAGACCGGACCCAGCCAACCCGGCAGCCCUACCCACUACGCCGAAAUCGCUGAACAAAAAAGUUCGCAACAAAGAGUCAGCGAUUCCAGCCAAUAUUCUGUUGAAGAAGAAAGGCCCGAAGGUGCAGGAGGAAAAGGAGGUUCGGCUGGUCGGCCUGGAGAAUCAGGUCGCAGCGGUGCCGGAGUAGGAGGAGGUGGAGGAGGCGGCGGAGGAGGGGGAUGUGGAGGCGGUAUUGGAGGCGAUGGAGGGCCUGGAGGCGGCGCUGAAAGCAAAGACUGUACACCGCAGGUAAACGAUUCGACGAGUACACCUUCAUUUCAGACGACCGGGUUGCCACCACUCAGCAAACCAGAGAAAAACUCGGCAAUGGGAUUAGAUGGAGGAAUAAAAAAAAAAUAA